AUGGCCUCUCACUCGCAGUCAAAAUGUUUUCCGGCGCCUGCGGCGGGGUACACCCAGUCAUUCUGGCGGACCCAACCAGAUCCAUUGGAUAGUUACCAAAGUACCUCCGAAUUGCCAACAGAAACUGACAUCCUCAUCAUCGGUUGUGGCUAUGUGGGAGCAUCAGCUGCCUAUCAUCUCUUGUCAAACCAAGAAAAGCCAGCUCCCCAGGUCGUGCUAGUGGAAGCGCGCGAGCUGUGCUCUGGUGCCACCGGGCGGAAUGGAGGUCAUCUACGACCAGAUAUAUACUCAGCAACUGCAACAAACACCGAGCGCUAUGGCCUUGAAGCCGCAGUUGAGAUUGUGCGGUUUGAGCUUGCGCAUAUGAAAGAGAUAGAGGAUUUGGUUCGCCUCGAGAAUAUCGAUUGUGAACUUACUUUUACAAGAAGUCUGAAUAUUUACCUUGAUGAAGAUCAGCUUAAGAAAGCAAAGACCUUUUAUGAUUCUUUGCUUGAGCGAGGGCUGGACUUUAUGGACGAUGUGAAGUAUCUUUCUCAAUCGGAGGCUCAGAAGGAAGCCUAUGUGCGCAACGCGAAAGGUGGCUUUAGCUUUUCCGCCGGACAUCUCUGGCCUUAUAAGCUAAUAGUAGGUCUAAUUCGCAUUGCCUUGUCAAAGGGUCUGAACCUCCAAACAAACACACCAGUAUCAGAGAUCAAUCAGACCAAAAACGAAGAUGGCUCAUGGACAGUUACCACCAACCGGGGCACAAUCAAGGCUAAGAACAUCAUCUUCGCAACAAACGCCUUCACCAGCGCGCUGGCACCAGAAUACUCAGAGGCAAUUAUACCCUGCAAAGGAGUCUGUACUCAAAUUGCCGCCACUCCAGGUGCACCCCAUCAAGAGUUACCCUGUACAUAUGCAAUCUGGCUCGGGCCUGGUGCAUACAUCUACCAAAUAUCUCGAAAGGACGGGUCCCUCAUUGUUGGGGGAGCAUCGCAUACUUUCAAAGAUGAUUUGAAAGAGUGGUACAAUCAGCCCAAUGAUGGGACGCUCGUUCGGAACAUGGAGCAUUACUUCGAUGGGUAUAUGCAGCGGACUUUCUUUGGGUGGGAAGAUAGCGGGGCAGAAGUUAAGCAUAUUUGGAGCGGUGUCAUGGGAUAUAGCGCGGACUCGUUACCCCAUGUUGGUAAUGUCCCCGAUAAGCCUGGGCAGUUCAUUGCGGCAGGCUUCAAUGGCCAUGGAAUGCCGGUUGCAUACCUUUCUGGUAAGGCUGUUGCCAAUAUGGCUAGGGACUCAGUAUCAUUCAAGGAGACUGGGCUGCCACGUUUGUUUGAGACGUCGGCGGAAAGGUUGAAGCCUGUGUAUAAUGAUAUUCUCGGAUGA
Molecule: messenger RNA, 1362 nt
Organism: Penicillium nucicola
Lineage: Eukaryota; Fungi; Ascomycota; Eurotiomycetes; Eurotiales; Aspergillaceae
Product: NAD(P)/FAD-dependent oxidoreductase
Exons: 4
Coding region: 1-1362 (453 amino acids)
Cellular component (GO): cytoplasm
Molecular function (GO): oxidoreductase activity
Source: RefSeq, a predicted model, not a curated record